GUCAUCUCGAACAUCCACCAUGAGUUCCUUUGGUAAAGAAAACAAUUCAGAAAUAGAUGUGAACGGGAGAAAUAUGAGGUCCCAUUAUAAACCCCGUGUAUCAUACUAUUAUAGCAAAGGAGUUGGUGACUAUCACUACGGAGAGAAGCAUCCUAUGAAACCACAUAGACUUGCGCUAACAAAUAGUCUCGUUUUGGGAUACGGUAUGCACAAAUAUAUGGAAAUUUAUGAACCGCAAAGGGCUACAAGAGAAGAAAUCUGUGAAUUCCAUGACGAAGAUUACAUUGACUUCCUAUCAAGGCUCUCAUCACCUCCAACGCCAACUAUGAUAAACCUAAUGAAGCAAUUUAAUAUGACGGACGACUGUCCUGCUUUUCCGAAUUUAUACGAUUUCUGUCAACAAUACGCAGGGGCGAGUUUAUUAGGUGCUCGACAUAUUACUUCUCAGCGCUCUGAUAUUGCCAUCAAUUGGACUGGUGGUUUGCACCACGCCCACAAAGCUGAAGCUAGUGGAUUCUGUUAUGUUAAUGACAUCGUAUUGGCAAUUUUGGAAUUAUUGAGAUUCCAUCCACGCGUAUUAUAUAUUGAUAUUGAUAUUCACCACGGUGAUGGUGUACAAGAAGCUUUCUAUAAUUCAAACAGAGUUAUGACCGUCUCGUUCCACAAGUACACAGGUGAUUUCUUCCCUGGUACAGGUGCCUUAUCAGAAACAGGCCAAGGUGCUGGCAAACAUUUCUCAUUGAAUGUUCCUUUACAAGAUGGUAUUGAUGAUUACUCAUACGUCGCAUUAUUCAAGAAUGUUAUGUCAUCGACGAUAGAAAGUUAUAGACCUUCAGCCAUUUUGUUACAAUGUGGAGCAGAUAGUUUAGGGUGUGACAGACUAGGUGCAUUUAAUUUAUCUAUCAAAGCACACGGUGAGUGUGUUCAAUACAUAAAGAGUUGGGGUAUUCCACUUAUGGUAGUUGGUGGAGGUGGAUAUACGAUUAGGAAUGUUUCUCGAUGCUGGGCAUACGAGACAUCUGUUCUUCUUAAUAUGGGUGUUAAUGAUACAUUACCACAAACAAGCUAUGAUGAAUACUUCGCACCUGAUUAUGUCUUACAUCCACCAAUAGUAACUAAAGUAGAGAAUCAGAAUUCGAAAGCAAGUCUAGAAAGAUUAGUCAUAAAUUGUAGAGAACAUCUGCGGUAUUUAAAUGGUGCCCCAAGUGUACAGAUGCAGGAAAUACCACCGGAUAUUGCGAAAUCGAUGGAUACUGCUGAAUUAAGCCUGGACGAGAGGAAUGAAUUGAACUAUGGACAGACGAAUGGAAGUGAAGUAAGACAUCCAGAUAGUCACACGUCGAAUAAUGAGUAUUACGAUGAUGAAGUAGAUCAAGACGCCUUGAAUGUCGAACAAGUUGAACUAUCUAGAUUAGCUGAGGAGGUGGAAGAAGAUAACGAGAUUAGAGAAAACGGUGAAGCUAUGGAAGGGGUUGAACGUGUAGAAGCUGCUCAACCUCUUACUCAAACUGACGAUGCAGAUAUUCCUCAAGGGUAUGAAACUGACUCUGUCCCCCAAACUUCUGAGAAUGUGUCACAAGCUGCCGAAGAAGGCGCCAUCCCACAACCUAUGCAAGCUGAAUUUGUUCCACAACCUAUAGAACCUCCUCCAGCUCCUCAAGUGGUCGGAACUACCCCAGCUUCAGUCGAUAACGAAGUACCACAGACAGUUCAAGUCAAAACGGAAGUAAUGUGGCCAGAAAACACAUCUACGGCAGUAAAAUCUGAACCAGACAGUACUAGUUAGGUUUAUAUUUGUAAAUUAUUGUAUAAAUGCUCCUUUAAUCGCU
Messenger RNA from Wallemia mellicola CBS 633.66, 1829 nucleotides. RefSeq lists its product as hypothetical. The transcript has 7 exons. The coding region runs from base 20 to 1786 and encodes 588 amino acids. Lineage: Eukaryota; Fungi; Basidiomycota; Wallemiomycetes; Wallemiales; Wallemiaceae. Gene Ontology annotation, molecular function: histone deacetylase activity. The record is from RefSeq and is a predicted model, not a curated record.